This is a messenger RNA of Nematostella vectensis (starlet sea anemone), 2700 nucleotides long. RefSeq lists its product as uncharacterized. The record is from RefSeq and is a predicted model, not a curated record. Gene Ontology annotation, cellular component: cytoplasm; membrane. Gene Ontology annotation, molecular function: channel activity. NCBI's taxonomy places the organism in Eukaryota, Metazoa, Cnidaria, Anthozoa, Actiniaria, Edwardsiidae. Gene Ontology annotation, biological process: transmembrane transport. Bases 108 to 992 code for a protein of 294 amino acids. The transcript has a single exon.
AUUAGAAGGUGCAAUCGAUAAAGGUUCACAGUGCUUGACACGUCUGUUAUUGGGUCAGAAAGUCAGAAGCAAAGACGACCUCACGUGUGGAUUUCCUCUUUAGCAAAAUGGAUAUCCUAUGGUCAGUUGCCGCGAUAAUCGUCGUGUUCCUUUUAGGGGAAAUCGGACGGAUGAUUGUCAAAACAAACAUGUUACCUCGGCACUAUAAGUACGCCAGCGAAUUAAUCUCAUCUUUCCAGUUCUCGGCGUGCAUAUUCGAACUCGUUGUUAUUGGAAGGUUCUACAGCCCUUAUGUUGGAAUCGCAUGCAGUUUUAUUCUUUUAUUUCUCAAGAAUUCUGAGUAUAUCUUUGACGGCUCAGCGGCAAACCCUUGUGGAUUACUCGAGGGAGUUGUAUGCAAGCUAAAGAAACCGUGGUUCUUAAAUUUCGUUCUAACCGUUCUUUUUCAAUUUUCUGGCGCCCUUCUGUCCUUUCCUGUGAUGCGAUUCAUGUGGCAAAAGACUAACAGCGAAAUGCAUUUCAAGCAGCUCAAUAGCGAGCUAGGUACGACUCUUCAAGUCCCUAUAAUUAUUGGUUUCGCAAUCGAAGUGUUCACUACAUUUGUUGUGACGAUGGUGGAUUUCGUAACUCGAGGAGAAAUGCGCCGAUUUAACCCGAUAUUACGAUCUACAACUUGUAUAGCUGUGUGUUAUGCUCUGACAGGGACCACUGGGGUCUGGAUGAAUCCAGUUUUUGCUACAGUUCAUACAUUUUUGUUUACUACGGGUAAAGAACUAUUGCUUGAGCAUUUAUUUGUUUUCUGGGUUGGCCCGAUUCUUGGGACACUAGUUGCCAUAGGUAUUGACUUCAAAACCCACAAACACGAAGUCCAGAAGCCAAAACCAAUCGCUCGAACAAUCAAGAAACAUCUCCAAAAAAAUUCAACAAAUGGACGAUCAUUGAAACAAAGGAAUUCACGAAAGUUGAAACAAACCAGCACUGGUGUUCGCUAAACGCAUGAGAGGUUUCAAGUAACAGGUGUAUUAAAGGGUCAUCCGCAUAGACCUUUCCGUAAUUUAUUUCAUGUGGCAUUAGUUGUAUUUAGUGUAAAUAUGACCGGCUUUCAUCCAGUUUUGGAGUUUGCCGCUCAAAUAAUAGUGCAUAGAACAUAUUUCAUGAUUUCUCCAGCACUAGACCUUUCUUGCCUCUGGCUAACUGUUUUAAAUACACUACAAAUCCAAGGGUUACAGCCAAAUUCAUUGUUGCACAACCUCGGCGAAUCCAAAAUCUUUGUCUCGUUUGAGAAAAGCGCGUAGUCAGACACAAGCUUUGAUGGGGGGUUUGUCUGGUUUUGAUUGAUGGUUUAAUUGAGUUUGCACUAUUCCCAAAUGAAGAAAGGAAUUUUGGAUUCUGGCAGGUCGCGCAACAGCGGAUUUGGCUAUAAGAAAAAGGGACCAAACUAGAUUUGGGCAUUGGCGGUUUUGGACUGUGCUUCCAGUCAGUUUUGCUGACAGUCCAUACAUAAUUGUUUACUACGGGUAAAGAGCUAUUGCUUGAGCAUUUAUUGGGUUGGCCCAAUUCUUUGAACACUAGUUGCGAUAGGUAUUGACUUCAAAAACCAAAAACAUGAAGUCCAGAAGCCAAAACCUUCUUCAUAUUUACAUUGAAUACAAAGAAUGUUGGCCCUCGCUUUAUGUUGUGUUACGUGAUUUACGAAAAAUCUAUUGCAGUUUUAGUUUAUAAUUUUGAACAACUAGACACAAUAUAAUCCACAUAAAAUCCACUUUCUAUUAUUUUUUAAUGGGCUAAUAUAUGUUGAAUACUUUUAUUUCUGAGCAUAAAUUUGAUAUUUAAAGAUAAAAGGAGGGGUGGAUCCAGGAUUCCAAAAUGAGGGGUGGAUAAUGGCCGGAUAGACGACUUAUAACUAAACCAGUGGGUUCUUGGUAGGUCACAUAGAUCUAAAAAUACUUUACGCUGAAUUGGGUUUGUCGUGUCAGCGAAGUCAAGCAGGUGAAGGCAUUUAUUUUCUUCAAACAAAGUGACUUUUAAAUGAGUAAUUUUUUACUCAAAAAAAGGGUUGGAUAUCCGCCCAAUCCACCCCCCCUGUAUCCACCCCUGAAAAGAUAGCAACAAUUUUUCAUUCAUUUGUUAAGAGGUGUUUCAUUGAUGAGUAUUUCGGUUUGAUUAUUAUAAUAUGUAAUGUUCUGAUUAGUACUGCUUCUAGUUUAACUAUAUGAUCAAUUUAUUGAAUGAUGUAUUCUUGAUUUUGAAAUAUGCUUUUGCUAAGAUCCAAACCAUUUACUGACCAACUAAUAAUUUUGAAAAAUUACCACAAAAAUACCACUCUAGAUUUACUGUAAGAAUGAUUUUAGAAGUGUAUCUGUACUAUGCUUGUUAGCCCAGGUUAGAGGCUGCAGCUAGAACUUAACUCCCACACUUCACCAGUCUUGACUAUGAGAUGUUCGCGACUUGUUGUUGCCACUUUGCGGCUCGUGUUGUAGGAGUGAAGUUCGAGCCUCUGGUACCCAGUGAAUACGCUUGUAAAGGUACAGUAAAAUGUAGGUCAUAGGUUAGUGUAUAUAAAGUAUAAUUCAGGUGAAUUUUAAGAAAUCGAUUUAUAUAACAUUUAUGCAUCAUUAUGCCAUUAUUCAGAUUAUUGAAAUUCUUUCGUUCUUGUACACAACUCUUAUUGCAUUUGCCAUAAUAAAGUGUAAGCAAAUA